CGAGGAAAAAAAAGAAAACGAAAACGAAAAAAAGAAUUCUUUCCAAGAACGAAAAUCAAAUUAUAUUAUUGAACAGGAAACUAUGAAUGUGAAUUUCAACAACAGUCAUGUCAAUUCUAUUUAUAAAUUAUAAUCAUUACACAAACCAUUAACGUUUUGUUUUCGGUUUUGAUCGAUUGUGAAAAAAAUGGACAAUCUUAAUGAUCGAUUUAAAGAAAUGUUUGAAAUGAUUGGCACAUCCUUGUCGAAUAUAAUGUUAACAUCUGAAGUCACAGUACAAGCAACACCAGCACCAUCACCAUCAUUAUCUAAUCGUUCAGCAACAUCACUUAGAUCACGUUCUCGAAUGCAAUUAAUAAAUCCACGUACAAAAAGUAAACGUCAUCAUCAUCAUCAUCAUCAUCAAACGGAAAAAUCGACAAAAAGUCGUCGUACACGUGAUACUAAUAAUAAUACAAAUUAUUCAUUACCAUUUGCAAGUGGAUUAAAUUCAAUGGAACAACAAUCGGCAACGGUUAAUCGUCUUUAUAGUUGUGCCGUAUUCUUUAUUCAUUGUAUACAACAUCGAAAAGUUGCCAUUACCAAACCAUCUAUACGACAAGCGGCAUGGAUGCCAUUUAUGCCGAUGCCAACAAAUAAAAGUUGGAAUGAAGGUGGCCUUGCCGGCUUAUUGAUCGUUCUAUCCAAUGGUGAUAUGGAUACAUUUGUGCAGCUAAAAAAUCGACCACCAUUCCAAGAUCGUUGGAUCAUUGAAGUGGCCGCUAUACAAUUACCACAAACAUUAGAACUAAUCAAUCGUAUUACAUGGAUGAUAAAAUUGGAUCCGAAAUCAAAUUUUCAUUGCUGUCAAGAUAAUGAUAUAUUGAUGUGGGUGGAUGAAAAAAUACUUGAUUCCGGUACAUUGGAUUAUAUGUGGGGACCAGAAUUGAUUGAUUUCUAUCGAUUACAUAUACAAUCAUCUUCAAUACAAUUACAACAACAACAACAGCAACAUGUCGAUGAUAAUAGUGAUAAAUCAAAAUCAUAUUGGUGUAGCCUAAGUACAACGACUGGUCGUAAAAGUAGUUUUAUCGAAUACACUCUAGAUUUGGCAUUUCAAUUCUUGCCACGUAAUCCACCACGUACCGAUGAAGAAGCAAUGUUAUUGAGUUCAAAUCUAUCAGAAAAAGAUAUUGAACGUUUAUAUAGUGAUUUUCUUGACCAUUGUUUUCCAUCAAUGUCAAUGGCAUUUCAUUCAUUUCGUGUUUAUAUGACAAAAUAUGGAUUUCAAUUUGAAGAUGAACGUCUCACUCAUCUGUUUAUGGCAUUCAAUUACAAUUGUAAUGGAUCCAUAACAUUUCCAGAAUUAUUGAUGGGCCUUGCAUGUAUUGAUUGUCAUUCAAUUCAUAAUGAAGUACGUGCAAAAUUUGUAAUGCGCUAUUAUGAUGUGAAUAAACGAAACUAUUUAACACGUGAAGAUAUCCGUCAAAUGCUUAUCGUUAUACAUCCGAAAUUGAAACGUGAAGAAAUUGAUUGUAAAUUAGCGGAAACAUUGCAAGUAAUGGAACCAAAUAUGUUGGAUGUGAAUCGAAUUUCCUAUAAAGCAUUUGUUGUUGCUGUUGGUAGUCAUCGAUUUCGUGGUACAUCCAAAUUAUGUCGUGCUGAUCGACCAGUAUUCCAGAUGAUUACAAACAUUAUAUUUACACGCCGUAAAAAACGUAGUGGUCGUGAAUUCAAAUGGUCAUCGGCAAUUGAAGAAACAUAUUCGGGUACAUGUUCGAAUUGUAAAGAAAAACAAAUAACACUUUGUGAUCAUUUAUUACGAAUCGACAAUAAUGGCUAUGUUUGUUCACGUAAUCAUUUGAAACAAAUUAAUAAUCGUCGUGGUGUUGGUGAAACACGGACAAAUUAUUCAUCAUCAUCGUCAAGUUCAAAUCGAAAACGAAAAUUUAAUUUGAAAAAUUUUUUUCGUAAAAGUGAUGACAAUGAUUUUGAAGUAUUAAAUAUUGCUUGGUCAUUGAUUCGAAAGAUAAGAGAAUUUGCACCAUUGAAAGGUGACGCUAAAAGACCAAAUGGAUUUAUGGCCGACAAUUCAAGAGAUAGUCAACAAUUAUAUGAUUGGUUUACAAUGCUAGAGAGACGAUUAAGUGAACAAUUGGAAUCAGAAAAUCGUUGUGUUAUUGUCAAUUCACCUGCAUUCAUAAUUGGUGAUAUACAUGGUAAUUUGGAUGAUCUGCUUACAUUGGAACAAUGUCUUUGGAAACAAUAUCCAGCUAUUGAUGCCAAUUUAGUAUUCCUUGGUGAUUAUGUUGAUCGUGGUCGUUGGUCAAUUGAAUGCGUCAUUUAUUUGAUGAGUAUGAAAAUUUUAAUGCCAAACAAAAUGACAUUAUUACGUGGUAAUCAUGAAGUAAGACCAUUACAAGCACAUUAUUCAUAUAGAGCUGAAUGUUUAUCAAAAUAUGGUGAUGAAAUUGGUUUGAAAAUCUGGGAAUCAACUAAUCGAUUGUUUGAUCGAUUACCAUUAUGUGCCAUUGUUGAUGAUGCUAUAUUCUGUGCACAUGGCGGUAUACCACGCAAUACAAUGGAAAUUGGUGAAAUACAACGUUUGGAUAAUUAUAUGCCGGAACCAGAACAUUCAUUUCCAAUUGCAUGGGAAAUUUUAUGGUCAGAUCCCAUACAUCAACAACAAUUUCUUGAAUUAGCAUGCCUAAUGAAUGGUGUGGAAGAUCCACGUGAAGGAUUCUUACCAAAUCGUAAACGUGGAACAGCAUUCGUAUUCAAUGAAGAUGCAGCCACUAAAUUUCUUAAAAAUAAUGGCCUUACACAUAUUGUUCGUGCACAUGAAGUGCCAACAAAUGGAUUCUUUUUUCAUUUUGAUAAAAAAUGUGCCACUGUUUUUUCCAGUUCACAUUAUUGUGGUAAUAAUAAUGAAUGUGCCGUUAUGUUGGUUGAAGGUGAUUCAAUUCGUAUAAUUCGUAUCGAUACAGCAAAUAAUCAAUCAGCAACAGAUUAAAACUAUAUAUGUGAAAUUAAAAAAAAAGAA
This is a messenger RNA of Dermatophagoides farinae (American house dust mite), 3022 nucleotides long. The record is from RefSeq and is a predicted model, not a curated record. NCBI's taxonomy places the organism in Eukaryota, Metazoa, Arthropoda, Arachnida, Sarcoptiformes, Pyroglyphidae.